Messenger RNA from Aspergillus mulundensis, 1098 nucleotides. RefSeq lists its product as uncharacterized. The coding region runs from base 1 to 1098 and encodes 365 amino acids. NCBI's taxonomy places the organism in Eukaryota, Fungi, Ascomycota, Eurotiomycetes, Eurotiales, Aspergillaceae. The record is from RefSeq and is a predicted model, not a curated record. The transcript is spliced from 5 exons.
AUGGCCAUUACCGGCGACAACUCGCCCAAUGUGGCGGGUAGCGUCAUCAUGUUGACCAUCCUUGCUUUCGUCACUUUCGGGUUUCGCGCGUAUUGUCGGAUCACCAGAAGAUCAUGGUCCACGGAAGAUUGGAUCAUGACAGCCGCAUUGGCACCAUUCUGUGUGCUUGUAGCAGGUUGUGUUGGAGGCGCCUUCAACGGCAUUGGCAUUCAUCAAUCGCGACUGGCGCUGCCCGAAAACCAGAAGUAUCAAGCCGGCGGCCAGAAGUUCUUCCUCAUCUUCGAAGUCGGCUAUUGUGCCGCCAUCAUUCCCAUCAAGCUCAGCAUCAGCUGGAUGCUGGUUCGAGUAUCCGAAGGGCGGAAGAAAUACGUCUAUACUCAGUAUGCAGUAAUCGCUCUCUUCACUAUUAUGAAUAUCGUCGCAUUGAUAUUCAUCCUCACCAACUGUAUUCCAGUCGAGGCCGCUUGGGACCCGAGUGUCGGAGGAAGCUGCAAGCCUGCUUAUGUUUUGGCUGAUGCCUACUAUGCCUGCACCGCUGUAAACAUCGUCACAGACUGGAUCACUGCCAUCAUGCCGAUCCCCUUACUAUGGAACGUCCAGCUCGACAAGCACAGUAAGAUGGCCGUCAUUGGACUGAUGGGUCUCGGUAUCUUCGCCUCUCUCUCGGCCUGCGUCCGUCUCAAAUACACCGUCAAUUUGACCAACCAAGACGACUACCUCUACGCUAUCGCCAACGUCGUGAUCUGGGGUUUCGCCGAGAACGCCAUCGGCAUGAUCGUCGGCAACGUCGCAACCCUCCGCCCUCUCUUCCACCAGUUCUUCGAACGCACCCUCCGACGAACAGGCUACACCAGCAGCCGCAGCCGAUCACGAUUCCCGUCCAACUACGAGCUCUCUCAGCACGGAGGAGGCAAGGGCGACCCCGGGAAUGCGUACCUGUCUACUGUCACCGAAGUCCAUGGCAACCAGGCCCGAAGCAGGCAAGACAGUCAAAUCAGCGACGACGACAGCCAGAAGAUGAUUAUUCAUGGCGCGGCGAGCCGAGGACAUAACGAUAUCAUGGUCAGUCGGCAGGUUAACGUUACCUACGAUGCGUAG